CGCUGAGUGUGCUGGCUGGAAGCUUGGAUCUGCUCUUCAGAGUGAGCAGCGGCUCUCUUUCUCUCUCUCACUCACUCUCCACAAGUAGUUAAGUCUGAAAGCGGAGGAGGAAGAGAAAGCAGAGAGACCAGGGGAGGUCUGACGACACUGUCCCAAGCUUUUCCCGGCACCUAUUUUAAAUGCACGGAUUGAUAAAUGCGAGCACACAGUCUGCCUCUGGUUGUGCUCUACUGGAGGAACAUCAAGACUAAGAAGCAAGGCUGUCACUCUGGAGAUGUGUGUAACUUUCCAUGCCAGGACAACAACUUGAGGGAUACUUUUGGAGGCAGAGCAUGAGUGUCUGUCUACAGUGGGAGUAGGAUUCAAUGCUGGAGGUCCAGUGUAAGAAUGGAUGACGCAUUCUCCACUCCAGCAAGUAGGAGCACUUAAAGACACAAGAACUUACCAGACUUCUUCUGCACUUUCACCCAAAGCUGAUAUGAUGCUUUGGUGCAACUUUGGGCACCAGUUGCUGUCUUUCGCAGCACUUUUGGUGAUAGUGAGCUGCGGAGGAGGGGAGCAGAGGAGAGGGACGGAUAGCAGCAGCAGCAGCACAGGUGGCAGCAGCAGUAGCAGCAGCAGUGGAGGGAGCAGUAGCAACAAUUACAGCAGCAGCAGGCGCUUUCAUAAGAUCCAGCAUGGACAGUGCACCUACACCUUCAUCCUACCUGAGGGAGAGGGAGGCAGAGGGGGGUCCUGCAGGGAAGGGAAAGGUGGAAGCACGCAGCAGAACACCAACUCCCUCCAGAGAGAUGCGCCGCCACCUGAGGUGGACUUUCCCAGCCAGAAGAUCCAGCAGCUCGAGCACAUUAUGGAGAACUAUACCCAGUGGCUGCAGAAGAUUGAGAACUACAUCAAAGAGAGCAUGAAGACCGAGAUGGCUCAACUGCAGCAGAGCGCCGUCCACAACCACACAGCAGCGAUGUUGGAAAUGGGCACCAACCUUCUUUCUCAAACUGCUGCUCAGACGCGCAAGCUAACUGACGUGGAGACCCAGGUUCUGAAUCAAACAUCCCGGCUUGAGAUCCAGCUGUUGGAAAAUUCUCUCUCCACUAACAAGCUGGAGAAAGAGUUAAUGGUCCAGACCAAUGAGAUCAGCAAGCUGCAUGACAAGAACAGCCUCUUGGAGCAGAAGAUGUUAGAAAUGGAGAUGAGACAUCGUGAGGAGCUGGAGACAUUAAAGCAGGAGAAAGGGAGUCUGCAGGUUCUGGUGGGAAGCCAGAGCAGGGUCAUCAGCGAGCUGGAAGAUCAGCUGAGCCGGGCCACGGGAAACAGCACGGCCCUGCAGAGACAGCAGCAGGAGAUGAUGGAUACGGUCCAUAAUCUGCUUAACCUCUGCUCCAAAGAUGGAGCAGUUGUGCCCAAUAGUACAAAGGUUGCGGAUGAAGAGAAGAAGUUCCGCGACUGUGCCGACCUCUACCAGGCAGGAAUCCAUAAGAAUGGAGUCUACACCAUCCAGAUAAACCCACAAGAGACCAAAAAGGUGUACUGCAACAUGGAAACUGCUGGCGGUGGAUGGACAGUCAUCCAGCGCAGAGAAGACGGCAGUGUGGACUUCCAGAGAACGUGGAAGGAGUAUAAGAUUGGUUUUGGGAGCGUUUCUGCAGAACACUGGCUGGGAAAUGAGUACGUUUACCAGCUGACCAGCAGCAGGCAGUACACCCUCCGUGUGGUGCUGACAGACUGGGAUGGACACCAGGCCUUCUCACUGUAUGACCGCUUCCAGAUUGGCAGUGAGAAACAGAACUACAGGUUGUUUUUGAAAAGCCACAGUGGGACUGCAGGCAGACAGAGCAGUCUGGUGAUCCACGGAGCAGACUUCAGCACCAAGGACAUGGACAACGAUAACUGCAUGUGCAAGUGUGCGCUCAUGCUGACUGGUGGUUGGUGGUUUGAUGCCUGCGGCCCGUCCAACCUUAACGGCAUGUACUUCACUCAAGGACAACACGUAGGGAAGUUGAAUGGUAUCAAGUGGCACUACUUCAAGGGUCCCAGCUACUCGCUACGAGCCACCGUCAUGAUGAUCCGCCCCUUGGACUUCUCCUAGUCUCUUUGAACUUGUGAACUCGUAGCAUCCAAAGGGCUACGUAUGUAGCACAUUAGAGGGACGCUUCCCAUUUUAUCCUGGUGUCUCAUCUCAAUUUGCUGGCCACAGGAGUCGUCCUUAUAAAUCAUUUUGAUCAACGUGGUUCUUCCCCCAGAGCAACUGAGCUGCUGCUGUUGCCGCAUUAUAACCUUUCCCCUCAUUGGACUGAAAAAGACUCAUGAAGCAGAGGGGGGGGGGACAGAGCAAAGACAGGAUCCACAUGAACUGAUUUUUGUUCCCAAGCAGAUUCAUAAACUUGACCUUGUGUGAGGAUGAAUACUUUGAGGUGUGCUUUUUUACACCUGAAGUUUGAGCACAUAUAAUGCUUUCAGAUCUGCUUGUAGGAGAAUUUAAACUCAUAAAGCAACACGUUCCUUAUUCUGGGGACCUGCGUUGUCAAAAUAUGGAGGGCUUGAACUCUUCUGAAUGGAAAGUGGCUAUCAAAGAGCAGAAUGGACUCUUAAACUGCAGGACAGAAUGUAUCUUAGAGGAGAGUUGCGGCUUUUUAUUGAAGUAUCGCUCCAAAAAUGCAGCCCAUUAAUAUUCUGAUUGUAGUACUAUUUUUGUUAUGAUAGCUGUAUACCCAAAGUAAGAUGAAAUUGUCUUUUGUACUGUACAGCAUGUACUGAAUAUCUGUCCGCUUAAUGUUUCAAACACACACUCACUGGUUUCAAAGGUGACCUUGUAAUUGGAGUGAUUUGUAAUAGUUUCAGGGUCACUCGCAGUAUUUGCUGGCUGCAGGGUUCAAGACGUGAAGUUGUUAUUGGAUUAGGUUCUGGACUGAAUUCUUUCUUAUUGGCUGACAAAUAGCUAAUAACAUGCCAAGGUUUAGGUAAUAAGUGAUCACCUUACUUCUGCUGAAUAUGAAAAACAAAGAUAUUAAUGCAGAUGCAGCAAGUGAUACUCAACAGUUACAGCACAUAGGUGAAGAAAUGCAUGUCAAACAUCUAAUGCUUCUUUUCUAAACCACAUAGUUUAGUUAAGGGUGUUGUACUAAAUGUACAAAAAGAUGUUAACUAAAAGUUUUGUCCAUUAUGCACUAUUUUAUGGUGGCCAACAAGGGUAAACAUGCUGCAAAAGGCAAAUAGUUUUUCAUAUGGAGCUGGAAAUUCAUAAAAUAAUGUGUGAAGAAGAUCCCUCAAAGCUCUCUUGAGAUGAACAAAAAAAGGAAGAACAUAAGGCCCAAUGAUCCUUAGCAGUGACUCUCAAUGUUUGAUUAGUCUUUUCUUGAGUGAGAAGGGGCACUUUGCAAGUGUUUAGGAAAUUUCCCCAACCAUUUUUGAGCUAUUGCAAUCAUAAUCAAAGGAUGAACAUGUGCCCCAGUGAUCUUAACUAUAUAUUCAAUAAUGCAUUCAUGACAUAGGGGUCAGUAUGAGGCCAAAUUACCUUAGACAAUGUCCUUGAAAUGUAUUCUGUGUAUCCUUGAGUCAGAGCAGACAUAUUUGUAAUUUUGAAGGAAUCCCUCAUGCCAUUCUUGAGAUAUUGUUUUCACAAGCAAGGGAUGAGCACUGGGCCCCAGUGACCUUGAAUUUGAACCUAGGAUCUUCAAAAUCUGAUAUAGAUAUGCUUGAGUCAGACGAGAUAUUUGUGCAAAUUUUGAAGAGAUCCCCUCAAAGCUUUAUGGAGAAUUUGGUUUCACAAGCAUGGGGUGAACAUGGGGCCCAAGGAUCCUGACCAUUGACUUUCAAUGUUUGAUCUGUUUAUCCUUGAGUGAGAGGGGGCAUUUUUACAAGUUUCCUCCAACCAUUUUUGACUAUUGCAGUCAUGAGCAAGGGAUGAACAAAAAGCCUAAUGAUGCUGACCAAUAACUUUCAAUAUUUGAUGAGUCUUUUCUUGAUUAAGAGGGGGUGUUUAUUGCAAAUUUAAAGGCAAUUCCUCCAACCAUUUUUAGCCAUCACAUGUAUAAGCAAGGGGUGAGCAAAUGGCUCAAUGAUCCAACCAAUGACAUUUUAGGAUUGAUCAAUCUAUUUCUGUGUGAAGGGGGGCAUUUUUGCAAGUUUUAAGGAAAUUCUUCCAGCCAUUUUUUUAGCUAUCGGAAUUACAUGCAAGGGGUGAACAUGGGGCCCAAUGAUCCUAACCAAUGGCAUUCAAUGUUUGAUCAGUCUAUACUUGAGUGAGAGGGGGCAUUUUUGCAAGUUUGAAGGAAAUUUCUCCAGCCGUUUCUGAGCUAUUGCAAUCAUAAGAAAAUGAUGAACAUGUGUCCCAAUGAUCUUGACCAGAUACUUUAAACAUUUGAUCAGUCUAUCCCUAAGUGAGAGUGGCCAUUUUUGAGAUACUGCUACUACUUCACAAGCAACAGAUGAACAUUGCCCAUGGGAUGGCCUAGUGACCUUUAACUUGACCCAUGACAUCCAAAAUUGCAUCAAUUCAUCCUUGAGUCAUUGUAGGCAGCUGUGGGAAGUUUGAAGAAAAUCCCUCAAUGUGUUUUUGAUGGUUUGGAUUUACAAAUAUGGGAUGAACAUGAGGCCCAAUGACCUUGAUAUUUGACUUUUGGCCCUCAAAAUCUAAUCACUUCAUCCUUUAGCCAGAGGGGACAGCUUGCAUAAGGCCUGAUAUCCUUGACCAAAUUCGCUAAAAUCUAAUGAGUCCAUUUGUAAUGAAUGGACAUAUAUGCAAAGUUCACAUAAGCCAGUCAGUAUUCCUUGAGAUAUCCCAUUCACAAGUGAAUGAUGAACAUGAGGCCUAUUAUCUGUAACUUUUGACAAGUACCCUGUAAAAUUAAAUUAGGCCAUACUACAAUCCCAUUGUUUUUGUAGGUUUUGAAGAUUUAGUUGAAGAUAUAGAUGAAGAUGAAGUCCUGUUGUACGUCUGCUUGUCUGUUUUGAAUUUUCAUUGCUUCCAAAUGCACCUCAUUUGUUUUUCUAGACGUCUUUUGGACUGUUGCAGGAUGUUUGCCCUUGUGGGACACCAUACAAGACUAAAAAUGAUGAGAUGUGUCUGAAAUGAUCUGUAUCUGUAGCGUACAUUGUAAACCUUCUUUUUUUCAAAUACUGACCUCUUAACUUUAUGCAAAGAGCAGAUGAGUAACACAAAUUUCAUCCAAACUAUAUUUCUCAGACAUCUAAAUGACACAGCUUUAAUAUUCGGCCAGUUUCUGUUUCCCAUCACUGCAGCUUUCAGAAAAAAAGGAGCUGGGAUCUGAUAUGAAGCAUGAAAUUAAUGAUUCCACCAAGUGAUCCGUGUGAACGCAUAUUUCAUAAUUUCCAUCUUACAACAACACAAUCUACAGCGAUCUAUUUACUGAAGGUACAUGUGGAAGGAAGAUAAAGUGUAUCUGGAACUUGUAAAACUACAACUGACAUGUUUAUUAGCAUAGUUAAAAUUGUAUAAUUUAAAGUGUGUGUGUAUGUGGAGCGGCUUUCCUGAGGAAAGCUCUUCUUUUUUUACUCUGCCAGGAGUACAGUGGUGAGCAUAAAACAUAGAAGUUAAGAUAAUAACCCUGGAGAAAUGUGCCUUUGAAAACUCUGCUUUUACCUCAUUAAAUUCCAGAUUUGCAGAUUUAUUUAAACAUCUUUUCUUAACAUGUGGCCGAUGUUGUGUUGCUAGAUUAAAUAAAGGAGCAUGUGAUGCACUCAUGUUUUCAAUCUGUGUCCAGGCUGCACCUUUUUACACCAGAUUAAUGUGAUGAUAGAUGAGGGUUUCAAGUCAGGCUUCCCCGAGUUUGGCUCUUGUUCCUUCUUCCUAUAAUCCGACAUGCUUUCACUUCAGAAAGCUUCCUUUCGUGAUAACAUCUUCAGUGUUGUAUGUAGUGUGUGUCAUGCAAAGGAGCUUACUGCACAGAAAGACAUGAGAUAAAUCCUACAGAUAAACAGACAUGAUUCCUUGGCUUUUUUGAGUACCAAACCAGAUGGUGCAAACAAAAAGGACUCCAUCUCUGCCAAGGCAGUGUAGAAGCUACACUGCAAAAUGUAAAACUUGCUCAGGACAGGCCUAUUUUUCCCAUAUAACAUUCAUUAAAACUCACAACCAAACAAAUCUAAGUAACUUCCUUUUACAGGAAACAACAGCCAAAUAAAGCCUGUAUUGCAUGUUAUGUGCAAAAUAUCAAGCAAAAUUUACUUGUAAAGUGUUAAAAAAAAAAAAAAAUGGAGAGCAACUACCAAACCUUAUUUAACUCCAUUGUCUAAUCAAAUUUGCACAUCUCAUUAAAGGACAAAAUGUUGUAGUUUGGUAUUGUUGAUGUGGAGUUGUAUGUAUGAAGUAUUUGUUAUUUGUUAAUGGAAAGCCAAUAAAAAAGUGAAAAAAGAAUAAAAUGAUUUGCAGUUCUAAUAAACCCAUAUUUUUUCACAAUAUAACAUAAACAACAUAUAGGAUGUUGAAACUGGGACCAUUUAAUGAAAAAUAUCAGCUCAUUUUUAAUUAGAUGGUAGCAACAUAUCCCGACAGGACCAUGUUUACCAUCCUGUUGCAUCCCCUUUUCUUUAGACAACAGUCUGUAAGUGAAGUGAGACGAGUAGUUGUUGGAGUUUUAGGAGAUGUUUUUCUCCCCAGAUUCUAGCUGCUCAAGAAUUCUGUGUCUUCCUUGCCAGUUUUUUUCAUAGGCACUAAUGCAGCCAUACCAUCAGAGAUGUACGCUUUUGAACCGUACACUGUUAACAAGCUGGAUGGUCCCAUUUCCACUCUCAACAGGACACAGCAUCCGUGGUUUCCAAGAAGAAUUUCAAAAUUUAAUUCCACUGACCACAGAACAGUUUUCCAUUUUGCCUCAGGCCAUUUUAAGCUUCGGCUUAUUUUAAAUAAGCAUUCUCGAAGUGUUCCUGAGUGAGUGAUUUUAUACCUGUUUUUUAGUGCAGUGCUGCCUGAGUGCCAGAAGAUCACAGGCAUCCAAGACUGAACCUGCCCUGUUCCUUAUGCACAGAGAUUUCUCCAGAUUCUCUGAAUCUUUUUGAUAAUAUUAUGUACCGUAGAUGGUGGGAUAUUCAAAGCCUUCACAACUUUACCAUGAGGAACAUUUUCUUAAUUGUUCUAUAACAUUUAGACAGUUUUUUGCAGAUUGGGCAACUUAUGCCCAUUUUUUCUUCGUAGAGACUCUACCUCUCUAAAAAGUUUCUUUUGUACUCAGUCAUGUUACUGCCAUUUUGCUAUUAACCUAGUUAGUUGCAAAAUGCUCCUCCAGCUGUGUUUUUAUUAAUACCACUUGAUUUUCAAGCUGUUUGUUUCCCUGUCCCCAACUUUUUUUGAGAUGUGUUGCUGUUAUCAAAUUAGA
Molecule: messenger RNA, 7331 nt
Organism: Cheilinus undulatus (humphead wrasse)
Lineage: Eukaryota; Metazoa; Chordata; Actinopteri; Labriformes; Labridae
Gene: angpt1
Product: angiopoietin 1
Exons: 9
Coding region: 392-2086 (564 amino acids)
Biological process (GO): angiogenesis; Tie signaling pathway
Molecular function (GO): receptor tyrosine kinase binding
Source: RefSeq, a predicted model, not a curated record